This is a messenger RNA of Knipowitschia caucasica, 432 nucleotides long. The record is from the annotation of a GenBank genome assembly. NCBI's taxonomy places the organism in Eukaryota, Metazoa, Chordata, Actinopteri, Gobiiformes, Gobiidae.
AUGGUCUUCUACGCAACCUGGUUCAGCCUGACAAGCCAAAGGACAAAACUGGUUGUGACCAUUCUACGAGACUACUAUGAACCAAAACCUUUGGUCAUCGCCGAGCGAUUUAGGUACCGUAAAUGUGUCCAGAAGAGCGGCCAGACAGCGACGGAAUAUGCUGCUGAGCUGCGCCAACUCGCUGCGAAGUGUGAUUUCGGGGACAGGCUGGAUGAAGCUCUACGUGACGGAUUUGUCAGCGGGGUCAGUUCUGAAGCAUGCCAGCGCAAAUUGCUCUCAGAGGAUAGGCUGACGUUUGCGAGAGCUGUGGAGCUUGCGGUUAACAUGGAGACAGCCCACCGAGAUGCCCAGCAGUUGCGGACAGGUGAUGACGUCACCGCUGUUCACAAGUGCAAGUGGUGCUGGCCGGCGGCCAUACAGGGCAACUUUUGA